Messenger RNA from Trichoplusia ni (cabbage looper), 2310 nucleotides. Its product is annotated as pyruvate dehydrogenase phosphatase regulatory subunit, mitochondrial. Bases 109 to 1677 code for a protein of 522 amino acids. Gene Ontology annotation, molecular function: protein binding. The record is from RefSeq and is a predicted model, not a curated record. Lineage: Eukaryota; Metazoa; Arthropoda; Insecta; Lepidoptera; Noctuidae. Gene Ontology annotation, cellular component: mitochondrion. The transcript is spliced from 9 exons.
UACAUUCCAUUUCGACAAGUGACGUAACUUUAACUAUUCAAAUUAACUACUCAAAACGUUAUUGCUCGGAGAAAUGUAACUGGUCACCCACAGAACAAUAACUUACAGAUGUUCAACUACCACGUGGCUGCCGGCAUGAAGACUGUCGGUAUAUCGGCGGCGGGCGGCGUGGCCGAGGCGACGGUCGAAGAGAUCGUGGACGGAUACUCCAAGUACGACAUGUACGAGCUCGGGCUGAACCGCUUCCUCGGCCUCCACAACAAUAAGAGGUUCCUCAGGGAUCGGGUCAAGGAAGUACCCGGCGUGCACUACGGUCUCCCGUACCCGUUCCACGAGUUCGAGACGGGCCGCAACCUGCGCCUGUCGCCCAUCUACCCGACGCUGAGGGACAACGGCGCCGUGUUCGGACAGGUCAUGGGCUACGAAAGGCCCACCUGGUUCGAAACCAUCGGAGAAAACGAGCCGUCAGACAAGCCGCGCCCGUUCAAGAUAGCGUCGACGAAGACGUUCGGCAAGCCGCACUGGUUCGACACCGUGCAGCGCGAGUACUGGGCGUGUCGCGAGCGAGUCGGACUUGCCGACUAUUCGUCCUUCGCUAAGAUGGACUUACAGUCUCAAGGCCGCGAGGUAGUGGACUUGCUCCAGUACCUGUGUUCCAACGACGUGGACGUGCCGGUGGGCAGCAUCAUCCACACGGGCAUGCAGAACGAGCGCGGCGGCUACGAGAACGACUGCAGCCUCGCGCGUAUCUCCGACUACCACUACAUGAUGAUAGCGCCGACUAUCCAGCAGACUCGCUGCAAGGCGUGGCUGAAGCGCCACCUGCCGUCCAACGGCUCCGUGUCGCUGUCUGACGUCACUUCCAUGUACACCGCCAUCUGCAUCAUGGGCCCCUUUACCAGGAACCUGCUGUCCGAGCUCACCGACACGGACCUCGCUCCCAAGAACUUCCCCUUCUUCACCUUCAAGGAGAUCGACGUGGGGCUCGCUAACGGGGUCCGCGCUAUGAACCUGACGCACACUGGGGAGCUGGGCUAUGUGCUCUAUAUACCUAACGAGUUCGCCCUGCACGUGUACACUCGGCUGAUGACCGUCGGCGAGAAGUACGGCAUCUCCCACGUCGGCUACUACGCGUCGCGCGCUCUCCGCGUCGAGAAGUUCUUCGCGUUCUGGGGGCAGGACCUCGACACCAUAACCACGCCGCUCGAGUGUGGUCGCACCUGGAGAGUCAAGUUUGAUAAAGACAUCCCAUUCAUCGGUCGCGAGGCCCUGCUCCGGCAGCGUGAGGAGGGUAUCCGCCGGCAGUACGUGCAGCUGCUCCUGACCGACCACGACCACGAGAUGGACCUGUGGUCGUGGGGCGGCGAGCCCAUCUACAGGGACGGCAACUACUGCGGGCAGACCACCACCACCAGCUACGGGUUCACCUUCAAGAAACAGGUGUGUCUCGGCUUCGUGGAGAACCUGGACGACGAAGGCGUCCCGCAGCGCAUCACCGACGACUUCGUGCUCAACGGACACUACGAGAUCGAUAUCGCCGGCAUCAGAUACGCUGCCAAAUUGAAUCUCCACUCGCCGAACUUGCCGACGAAGUACCCGGACAAGGAGCGCGACGUGUACCAGGCGACGCGCAAGCUGCACGACCCGCAGUACCUGGGCCGCCACUACCAGCCCUAGGCAGCCGUAGCGCUACGGAGACUGUUGCCGUGUGGCAGAGUUACAACAAUCUACGUCUUACUACGCGUCGCUACGACCCGUAGACCGUAGACCAAGACCGUGCCACUCGACUCCUGCAACAGCAACUGAAAGAUGAAUGGCUCAUAAAAUGAAAUGGUUCACCUAUUUCAUUUUUUUUUAAUGUUAAGCUAGCCUAAGUAGAUGUUUUACAGGUAUCGUAGGUCCUACGUCUGAUAACUUAUUUUAAAUUCAGUUUCUGAAAGAACGAGUUGUAAACUUGAGUCAUUUAGCUAAAACGGUAGCAAUAACAACCAGUUAUAGUACUUGAGUUGAAGGGUGAUAGAUAAAAUACUGAUUUGCUAACCUCCUCUUCAGAAACUGGGUCAAAUAUACUUGCCAUUAUAUUCUAAUUAAUAUCGUAACUCAAAAUAGUCAAUGUCGUUUUUGAGUAUUCAUAAUUAAUAGUUCUCAUAUCAAUAACAAAAAAAAAACAGUGCAUAACCGAAUAGCUGUAAGUCUUAAUUAUUAGAAUGAAUUAAUUCUAGAUGGGAUGUAAUGUAGUAUUAUCUAUUCAUAACAAACUUCAAAUAUUUAAUCAUAGAAAUUUAAAAACUUUUGAAUUGAACAAGAAAA